Molecule: messenger RNA, 1590 nt
Organism: Fusarium tjaetaba
Lineage: Eukaryota; Fungi; Ascomycota; Sordariomycetes; Hypocreales; Nectriaceae
Product: polysaccharide synthase Cps1
Exons: 4
Coding region: 1-1590 (529 amino acids)
Source: RefSeq, a predicted model, not a curated record
AUGUCUGAAUCUGAGAUUCACAGUAUUGGACGCAGCCAUCUUCCUGGCCUUGCUGGGUUAUUAGCACUGCCAAUGCCCUCUUUCAACUUUUGGUAUUCAACUACCUUUUGGCUGUACCUUUUUGUAGGCCUUUGGGUUCAUCGCUAUCUCCGUCUUCUAGUUCAUUGCGUCAGCCAUUGGACAUAUAAGUCGAAGCCCAUCCCCAGCAAACCGACAUUCACGAGUAAGGAUGUGACUGUGGUUAUCCCAACCAUUCACAAUGCUUUCGAGGAGCUGCGCCCUUCUAUUGAGAGCAUUCUCGCUUGUGAGCCUGCCGAGCUGAUUCUGGUCACAACGCAUGAUAAGCGAAAAGACCUCCAGCGCCUGGCAGACUCCCUGGUUUUCCCCAAAGUCCGUGUUCUAGAUACUCCUAUUGCCAACAAGCGCCUGCAGGUGUGUGAGGCGCUCCCCAAGGUCGAGACUCCCAUCACUAUCAUGGCGGACGAUGAUGUGACCUGGCCCUCGACUCUUAUGCCCUGGAUCCUCGCUCCAUUUGAAGACCCUCAAAUCGGCGGUGUAGGAACUUGUCAACGAGUACGACGGGAGCAUGAUGGCUCUUGGUCAACCAAGGCCUGGAACUGGCUGGGUGCAGCUUACAUCGAGCGGCGAAAUUUUGAGAUAUCAGCCACCCACAACAUCGAUGGUGGCACCUCAUGCAUGUCUGGCCGUACCGGCGCCUACCGCUCUGAAAUCCUCUCUAGUCAUGACUUUCUCCACGGCUUCAAGAACGAGAAGUGGAGAAAGUGGAUUUUGAAUGCUGACGACGACAACUUUGUGACUCGUUGGCUGGUAAGCCACCAAUGGAAGACAUGGAUCCAGUACGACAAGGAGUGUGAGAUCGAGACAACUUUGGAGAACAGCACCAAAUUCUUGUACCAAUGCUCUCGUUGGGCCCGAAGCAACUGGCGAAGCAACUGGACCAGCAUGGUCACUGAACGCUACAUUUGGAAGCAACAGUUGUGGUGCACAUAUGCUCUUCACUUCGCGACUUUUACUUCGCUGGCCUUUGUCGUUGAUCCGCUUCUCUUAGCUUCAUGCUGGUGGGGAACAGCGGACUGGGAUAUCAAGAAUCGCCAAUACGCGUUCUGGACUCAGUUUAUCUUCAUGUUCGCGUUCACCAAGGUAGUCAAGCUGAUGGGUCUGUUUAUUCGAAACCCAAGCGAUAUCAUGUUCUUGCCUGUUUCCGUCAUAUUUGGAUAUUUCCACGGAUUGAUCAAGCUGUACGCCCUGAUCACUUUGAAUAUGACUUCUUGGGGUAGCCGAGCGGAUGGAGAUGCAAACGAUGAGCAGCGACUUGCUCCCGCCCCGCAGCCUUCAAUCGUUCUGAAGACACCUCCUGGCAAGGGAUCGCUUAUUCGAUAUAACGCCCGUCAAAAGGGACGGCAACCUCAGGCACAGCAAGUCGCAUGGGAAAAGAGCGACUAUGCCGCCUACGAUUCAAGCACCUCGUAUGUGCCCAUACGAGUGCAUACACCAAUGGCAAUGAUGCCAAACACCACCAAGCUGCACACGAACGAAACUUCGAUCAAUUCACAGUGUUGGGUAAUCUGA